AGGCCUAGAUUUGCCAGCUCCAGUGCCAAAAAUGGCAUCAGAUACACGUGGCAUGGAUUUCGGCCACCAUUUGGAUGGCAUCCUCGAGAGAAUGAAAGCUGAUAUACUCAGGGAACAUGACCGGGAGUUGACGAAGACGAGGCUUCAAAUCAAGGCUCUGAGCGGACGGAGUGUUGAAUUUGGCGCGCUGGGGGCAGUGCCAGCUGCCAAUCAUGCCCGCAAAAUGCUCAUUCGCAUGAGAACGGCAGAUCUGGCAGCCCGCAAAGAGCACAGCAAAAGCUCGAAGGAAAGACCAGAAAGUUUAGCGAAGACUGAUAGCCACAGCCGGAUGACUUCGGCAAAUUUACCUGAUGACGUUGAAACCUUCAUGGCCGUAUCGACGGAAGAAGAUGGUCCUCCCCCCCCGCCCGUCAUCCAAGCAGAGUCUCCACGUAGCCCUAUAACCCCAAAGAAUGCAUUCUCAGCAUUCUCCUCAGAGCGGACUCCAAAACCGGCAUUCCAGUCGGAGUCCUCUGUCCAGUUUGAGGAGGACCUUAAUCAUGGCUCCUCGCCCUCCAAAAGCAGACAGCGCAAUGGGAACAGCCCAUUGGAAUCAAGCUCUGCCCAACUGCCUGGCGUGCCAGACAAGAUGACAGAUGAAGAGGAUAGGGAGAGACGACCUUCAGUGGGGAGCAGAGAAAGCCGCCCGAGCCGUCAAAGCGUGAACAGCACCAUCAGCGUUCUAUCCUUGCCAUCUUUCUUCAAAGAGCAGGAUGCUCAAGGGCCAACCGCUCGAUGGAGACUCUUUCUGAAAGACGCGGACUCUAGCAGAGCGGCCAGCUUUUUUGCACUCGGUUGGAAUGUCUUCAUUUUGUGCAGUGUGUUCUUCUCUUUGUCACAGGCGACGAAUCCACCAAUGGUCUCUGGUGCAGCAGCCGGACUUGCAGAUGUAGCAAUCGAAGGCAUUUUUCUCCUUGAGUUUUUGGCUGGCAUCCUGCUCGAACCUAUCAAGAUGGUGGCUUUCCGAGACCCAAUGAAUUUGGUUGACAUUGCCGCCGUUGUUCCGUUGGCUUUGCGACUAGAAAAUGGUUUUGAGCUGCCCACAGUGGACCAGAAAGCCGUCAGCCACUACAUCUUGGUUGGCGUUGUGCCUACAGUUCGCCUGCUAAAGCUAAUCCGUCGGUUUGGCAAACUCAGCCUCGUGACUCACGCCCUUGCCACGACCGGAGAUGCAUUGAAACUGUUGCUUUUUCUUCUUUCAGUGAUCGUGCUGUGCUUCUCUACUUUGAUGUAUGUGGUGGAGCCUCACGAGAAUAUCAAUUCAUUGACCACAGCAAUGUACAUUUGCACAGUGACCGUGACCACAGUGGGGUAUGGCGACGUGACACCAACAACGAAUUCUGGCAGAGUAUUGGCUGGAGUGCUAUGCUUUAUCAGCGUGCUUUUUAUGGCGAUGCCGAUCUCCGUGCUGGGAAAUGCGAUGACACAUGCCUGGGCGGACCGGAGCCGCAUAUUGCUGAUGACAAGAACCCGUCAGAGACUCAAGAACUAUGGCUAUGAAGCAAGUGACAUGCCAUCGUUAUUCAGAAAGUUCGACAGCAAUGGAAAUGGCGAACUUACAAUGGAUGAGUUUUGCGAUAUGAUCGGCAAAAUGAAUGUCGGCAUCAGACCAUCAGAGGCGGAGGAGCUUUUCGAGCUCUUCGAUACCGAUGCCUCGGGAGGAAUCGAUGACAAAGAAUUCAUGAAGGCGUUGUUCCCCGAUGACUACCGCAGAAUCUACAUGCGAACGACCACCGCCACAAUGACAUUCACAUAGGCUGGCCAGCCCUUCCCACGUGUCUCACCACAUCCGGCAUGGAUUGUCGUGCUAAUGGCAUCCCUUCAAUGAGUAGCUCAUAGUCAAGGGGCCUUCAAAUAAUUACAAAGGGGGCGCCGUUCUCAUGUGUGGUUCAGAGUUCAGACAGAG
Durusdinium trenchii is the source of this 1945-nucleotide messenger RNA. The record is from the annotation of a GenBank genome assembly. Lineage: Eukaryota; Dinophyceae; Suessiales; Symbiodiniaceae.